GGUUGGGCUCUAUGAUCUUAAAGGGCUUUUCCAACCCAAACGAUUCUAUGACUGGCUACUUACUGCUCCUUUGGCCAUAAUUUAGUAACUACUGAUCUAGAGAAGGUGGGAGGGAAAUGUAUAAGUAGUGUUUUGCUGCAAAGAAGACAGGGACUUCAUCAAGGGAGCUUUGGGUUGGAUUGGGACAGAACUAGGUGCUGGCAAGGGCAGCUGGAGGCGUUGGGGCCAGACUGGUGAGUUGGAUGCCAGGGUUAGAUGGGAUGCAGUUGAUCCUGCUCAAUGGCUGGGCUUUUGAUGACUUUUUGACAUCUCGAGGGCUUUGUUUUCAGAUAUUCCAUGCUGCAAUGCGGCUAGAAUAUGGAUGCUGGGGGCUGAGGAACCUCCCUGCUUUCCUUUCUCUGCUUGCGUUUCAGGUCACCUUCUACGAAGACAAGAAUUUCCUAGGCCGUUGCUACGAGUGUGACAGUGACUGCCCCGAUUUUCACACCUACCUGAGCCGCUGCAACUCCAUCCGGGUGGAUGGAGGCACCUGGGUGGCCUACGAGAGGCCAAACUUUUCUGGGAACAUGUACGUUCUGACGCACGGGGAGUAUCCUGACUACCACCACUGGAUGGGCCUUAAUGACCGCCUCAGCUCCUGCAAAGCAGUCCAGAUACCAAGUGGAGGCCGGGGCCACAUCCAGGUAUUUGAGAAGGGAGAUUUUGGUGGGCAGAUGUUCGAAGCCACCGAAGACUGCCCUUCCGUCAUGGAGGAGUGGCACAUGCGUGAGGUCCAUGCCUGCAGAGUGCUGGAGGGCGUCUGGGUUUUCUACGAGCAUCCCAACUACCGGGGCAGGCAGUACCUGCUGCCCAAGGGGGAGUACCGUAAACCUGUGGAGUGGGGAGCAGUGAGCCCUGCUGUCCAGUCCUUCCGCAGCAUCGCCGAGUGAGGCAGCCCAUCGACUGGGCUGCUGGAAGCCAUCAAUAAAGCA
Molecule: messenger RNA, 971 nt
Organism: Egretta garzetta (little egret)
Lineage: Eukaryota; Metazoa; Chordata; Aves; Pelecaniformes; Ardeidae
Gene: CRYGS
Product: crystallin gamma S
Exons: 2
Coding region: 243-929 (228 amino acids)
Biological process (GO): lens development in camera-type eye; visual perception
Molecular function (GO): structural constituent of eye lens
Source: RefSeq, a predicted model, not a curated record